This is a messenger RNA of Physeter macrocephalus (sperm whale), 1002 nucleotides long. Its product is annotated as tubulin gamma-2 chain-like. Gene Ontology annotation, biological process: mitotic sister chromatid segregation; mitotic spindle organization; mitotic cell cycle. The transcript is spliced from 5 exons. The annotation marks the transcript as partial. NCBI's taxonomy places the organism in Eukaryota, Metazoa, Chordata, Mammalia, Artiodactyla, Physeteridae. The record is from RefSeq and is a predicted model, not a curated record. Gene Ontology annotation, cellular component: centrosome; cytoplasm; microtubule. Gene Ontology annotation, molecular function: GTP binding; structural constituent of cytoskeleton.
UCUCUGCCCCCUUUCUCCUCAAAAAGGUGCCGUGACCCUCUUCUGUCCCCCCAGGUGGUGCUGGACAACACAGCCCUGAACCGGAUCGCCACAGACCGCCUGCACAUCCAGAACCCAUCCUUCUCUCAGAUCAACCAGCUGGUGUCCACCAUCAUGUCGGCCAGCACCACCACCCUGCGCUACCCCGGCUACAUGAACAACGACCUCAUCGGCCUCAUCGCCUCGCUCAUUCCCACACCACGGCUCCACUUCCUCAUGACUGGCUACACACCCCUCACCACGGACCAGUCGGUGGCCAGCGUGAGGAAGACCACGGUCCUGGAUGUCAUGAGGAGGCUGCUGCAGCCCAAGAACGUGAUGGUGUCCACGGGCCGGGAUCGCCAGACCAACCACUGCUACAUCGCCAUCCUCAACAUCAUCCAGGGGGAGGUGGACCCCACCCAGGUCCACAAGAGCCUGCAGAGGAUCCGGGAACGGAAGUUGGCCAACUUCAUCCCCUGGGGCCCAGCCAGCAUCCAGGUGGCCCUGUCCAGGAAGUCGCCCUACCUGCCUUCUGCCCACAGGGUCAGCGGGCUCAUGAUGGCCAACCACACCAGCAUCUCCUCGCUCUUUGAAAGUUCCUGUCAGCAGUAUGACAAGCUGCGGAAGCGGGAGGCCUUCCUGGAGCAGUUCCGCAAGGAGGACAUCUUCAAGGAGAACUUUGACGAGCUGGACAGGUCCAGGGAGGUCGUGCAGGAGCUUAUUGAUGAGUACCAUGCAGCCACGCGGCCAGACUAUAUCUCCUGGGGCACCCAGGAGCAGUGACUUCCUCCCCACUGCACCCCCUGGACAGUAAGCACAGCCCCCAUCAUGCCUGGUCCCUCUGGUCCAAAUUCCCCUCACCAACAACCUUUCUAGGUUCUUCUUCAGCCCAGGAGUUGGCCCUGCUUCCUCCCCUCCAUGCCUGACCCUUGAUAUGCUUAUUUAGCUCUAAUAAAGUAAUAAAGCUUCAUUGUGAAUAUA